UCUCGUUUUCCUUAAAAUCGCGAGAGCUUAGUACGGCCUUUCUCCCCGAGCUGCUGGCGAGGAAAGUGUACACAAUCAGAACACUUCAUGAUGAGUUAUGCUGAAAAGCCAGAGGACAUAACACGAGAGGAGUGGAUGGAAAAGCUAAAUAACGUUCAUAUUCAGCGGGCCGACAUGAAUCGACUUAUUAUGAAUUAUCUGGUGACAGAGGGGUUUAAAGAGGCAGCUGAGAAGUUCAGGAUGGAAUCAGGCAUUGAACCAAGUGUUGAUCUGGACUCUCUGGAUGAAAGGAUAAAAAUUAGGGAGAUGGUGCUGAAGGGACAAAUUCAAGAGGCCAUUGCACUGAUCAACAGUCUGCAUCCUGAGCUGCUGGACACUAACCGAUAUCUGUACUUUCAUCUUCAGCAACAACACCUGAUAGAGUUGAUUCGCCUGCGGGAAACUGAGGCUGCAUUGGAGUUUGCACAGACACAGCUUGCUGAACAGGGAGAGGAAAGCCGAGAGUGUCUGACAGAGAUGGAGCGCACCCUCGCACUCCUGGCGUUUGAUAACCCAGAAGAGUCGCCCUUCGGUGACCUGCUUAACAUGAUGCAGAGACAGAAGGUGUGGAGCGAGGUAAACCAGGCGGUGCUGGACUAUGAAAACAGGGAGUCGACACCGAAACUUGCCAAACUCCUCAAACUGCUGCUGUGGGCUCAGAACGAGUUGGACCAGAAGAAAGUCAAGUACCCCAAAAUGACAGAUCUUAGCAAAGGCACCAUCGAGGACCCCAAGUGAAAACGAUCCUGCAUCUCCAUGCUUGCAUUCUGCAGGGAACAAAAUGGACGCUUUCCCUUUCCUUAACUAUUUAUACUCAGUGACUGACACUCAAACAUCCUUUUAUCAAACUUUUGUUUUGUUUACUUGUUGCUUAUCAGAGACUUUGCAUUAAAUGGGCUGUGGAAUUGAGAUUAAGAUUUAAGGGUGACUUCUAGCCAAAAUGGAAACACUUUUUUAUCACAGAUGGAUUUCUGUGAUUUUUUUUUGUUACCGCAAUGUUUGACUUGCUGAGCUGAAUUGAUCGCCUUUUAGCUAUUUUGUUUUUGCAGAGGAUUAUGUUUCUAUUUUGUCAGUGAAUGUUCAGAAAGUCUACAAGUAUAGUUGAGGACUGAA
Sinocyclocheilus grahami is the source of this 1152-nucleotide messenger RNA. Its product is annotated as glucose-induced degradation protein 8 homolog. The transcript is spliced from 5 exons. The record is from RefSeq and is a predicted model, not a curated record. Gene Ontology annotation, molecular function: protein binding. NCBI's taxonomy places the organism in Eukaryota, Metazoa, Chordata, Actinopteri, Cypriniformes, Cyprinidae. Bases 88 to 777 code for a protein of 229 amino acids.